CGCGCGCCCCCGCCACAGCUCAGAGCUUGUGGCGCUGUGCGCUGGCUGGACGUACGGGCAUAUACUCGGUGUCCCGCUCCCGCUGAGCACCGCUGCUCCUACCACUCGGUGCGAGCUCUCAGCCGCCUGUGCCCCGAAAGGUGGUCAGAGGAAACGCGGCGAGCCCCGAGGGAUCGGUCUCCGGUUCCUGUGGCGCGAAGCCUUCAGCAGCAACAGAUCGUGUGCGGUAUCAUUGCCCACCACUCCAAACACAAAGCUGGACCUUCUGUCGUGCCUGUCUGACUUCACCAUGCCACCCAGCUGCACUAACAGUACUCAAGAGAACAAUGGCAGUCGAGUGUGCCUCCCCCUCUCCAAGAUGCCUAUUAGUGUAGCUCACGGCAUCAUCCGCUCAGUUGUGCUGCUCGUCAUCCUUGGUGUAGCCUUUCUGGGUAACGUAGUGCUGGGUUAUGUAUUGCACCGUAAGCCAAACUUGCUGCAGGUGACCAACCGGUUCAUAUUUAACCUGCUUGUCACUGACCUGCUGCAGGUUGCUCUCGUGGCCCCCUGGGUGGUGUCCACUGCCAUUCCUUUCUUCUGGCCUCUCAACAUCCACUUCUGCACUGCCCUGGUUAGCCUCACCCACUUAUUUGCCUUUGCUAGUGUCAAUACCAUUGUGGUGGUGUCAGUUGAUCGUUACCUGACCAUCAUCCACCCUCUUUCCUACCCAUCCAAGAUGACCAACCGACGUAGUUAUAUUCUCCUCUAUGGCACCUGGAUUGCAGCCUUCCUGCAGAGCACACCUCCACUCUAUGGCUGGGGCCACGCUACUUUUGAUGACCGUAAUGCCUUCUGUUCCAUGAUCUGGGGAGCCAGCCCUGCCUAUACGGUUGUCAGUGUGGUAUCCUUCCUCGUUAUUCCACUGGGUGUUAUGAUUGCCUGCUAUUCUGUGGUGUUCGGUGCAGCCCGGAGGCAGCAAGCUCUCCUGUAUAAGGCCAAGAGCCACCGCUUGGAGGUGAGAGUCGAGGACUCUGUGGUGCAUGAGAAUGAAGAGGGAGCAAAGAAGAGGGAUGAGUUCCAGGACAAGAAUGAGUUCCAGGGCCAAGAUGGAGGUGGUCAGGCCGAGGCUAAGGGAAGCAGCUCCAUGGAAGAGAGUCCCAUGGUAGCCGAGGGCAGCAGCCAGAAGACCGGAAAAGGAAGCCUGGAUUUCAGUGCAGGUAUCAUGGAGGGCAAGGACAGUGACGAGGUCAGUAAUGGCAGCAUGGAGGGGCUGGAAGUCAUCACUGAAUUUCAGGCUAGCAGCGCAAAGGCAGACACCGGCCGCAUAGAUGCCAAUCAGUGCAACAUUGACGUGGGCGAAGAUGAUGUAGAGUUUGGCAUGGAUGAAAUUCAUUUCAACGACGAUGUUGAGGCGAUGCGCAUUCCAGAGAGCAGUCCACCCAGUCGUCGAAACAGCACCAGCGACCCACCUUUGCCUCCAUGCUAUGAGUGCAAAGCUGCUAGAGUGAUCUUCGUCAUCAUUUCCACUUAUGUGCUAUCUCUGGGGCCCUACUGCUUUCUAGCAGUGCUGGCUGUGUGGGUGGAUAUCGAUACCAGGGUACCCCAGUGGGUGAUCACCAUAAUAAUCUGGCUUUUUUUCCUGCAGUGUUGCAUCCACCCAUAUGUCUAUGGCUAUAUGCACAAGAGCAUCAAGAAGGAAAUCCAGGAGGUACUGAAGAAGUUAAUCUGUAAGAAAAGCCCCCCUGUAGAAGAUAGCCACCCUGACCUUCAUGAAACGGAAGCUGGUACAGAGGGAGGUAUUGAAGGCAAGGCUGUCCCCUCCCAUGAUUCAGCUACUUCACCUUAAAGUUAACAGUAAGGCAAACUUUAAUUGUACACAAAAACAGAACACAAGAGCAGCUUUCUUUUCAGCGCUCCGCUCACAAUCUCAUUAGUGCCAGUGCUUACCAUUUCAGGCAAAGGGGUUGCGCGCACAUCCUUUCCCACCACACGGCAGAUAAAUAAAAGGAAGAAGUAGGGACUUGGAUCUUUCCUGAAAAGUAUAAGCCUGUCAAAGCACGGACUUUAGGAUCCCCACCAAAUAUAUAUACAGAUGUACACAUAUUAGGCUCUAAAUUUCCCAAAGCAAGGACUAUCUGGUUUGGAGCUGUUCUUGGUAUUCUGCCUGUCUCCCCAGAACUAUGACAUGUCAGCUUUAGCUCUGAAUAAAAGGAAAAGCAAUGCCUACGGACAUAAGGACUAUUUGGCCUUCAGGUCAGGAACUCAUGGGCUAGGGCUACAUAUUGUGUGCAGCUGAAAGAAAAGAAAUUGACCAAAUCAAGCAAAGCUAGGUGGAUGGAUCACCAAAUGAGCAGAUUUCUGUACCAGAGAGUACCACAGUAUGGUGCAAAGACUGUACUGCAAGCUGCAACAAAGGUGGAUUACGCAGAUAGACUGUAAAGAAAGCUUCUAGGUCUUCAAAAGGGAUCCAGAAAAGGGCAAGCCUGAAAUGAGGAGCUAGGGCAAAAGAAGAAAUGGAGAAAUAAGGCAUAUCCACGGAGCUAAACAACUGUAUGUUUCUUUCUCUUUCUCUCUCUUCUCUCCUUCUCCACCUUCCCCUACCCUGCUACAUGGGCAGGGACUGACCACUGUGCAAAUGGAAAAAAGGACAAUUGACACAAAUGUUUUCUGUCUCCUAUUUGAAUAACAGCAGGAAAGAAAUCAGGCCACUAUUUUACUAUUUCCCUUCUGCCUCUAGACCUCUGAAAGCCACUAUUUUAUUUUCUUUUAUUUCUAACUGAUUUUUUUAUUAAAAAGUAUUUCCAGGUUUCAAGAAGAAAGGAAGAAAGAAGAAAGACAGAGAGAUAGAAGGAAAAAAAAUCAAGUAUGAAUGGCCAAAGUUCUAGAAAACUCACACUGCCAAUAAAUUUUAUAUCAAGAAAAUAUCUUUUAUCUCUGUACCGUAAUAAACAUGAAGUAGGUUUUCCAUAUGAGGAUAGAUAUGUACAUGCAUAGAUAUCUUUUCAACCUGUGGCUCUCUCUAAAACUUGUAAAUUCUCUGUACAAAUGCAGGGGAGAAUAUAAAUGUCAGGAAUGAUGUUUUAUUUUUUCCUUCUCACAGAUUCCAGCUUGAGCUUCUCAAGGGAGGAGAGGUAAACGGUUGUGAAUUGUGAGGGUGUGGGAUUACCAUAUUCAGAAUGCAGGAGAGUUGAUACAACCAAAUAGUAUUGAAAUGGCCUGUCAGAUUAGUAUAUUCACGAGAAGUUUAUCGACUUCCACUUCACUAAUUUAGGACUUGUGAUAACCUCAGACAAGGCACUGUAUCUAAAGUUAACUCUCACACUUCCCUUCAUUUUAACACUCUCACUACUUAACUGUGUUUCUAUUUUUUUUCUUAUUACUCUAGGCCUCUAAAGGCCCCAUGUUACUCCCAAGGUUAGGCAUCUGAGGAGGCAGAAACGUGCUGGAAACAACAAACUGUAGCCUAAGACCCAUGAAGAACAGGCACCGUGCCAAUUAUAUAUGGCUUCUUCCUCCAUGGCAAAUGUUUAAUGUGCACACUAGCACAGUUAGUCUAUAAGCCACAAAACAGGUUAGAGAAAGAUACAGGAAAAGUAAAUAUACUGAACUUGGCUACUGCCAAUCACUGGCAAGUUCAUUGCUUUUUGGUAAAUAGGGUAAGAAUCCUCAAAGAACAUGAAGGCUGCCAAUAGAAGUUAGGUUUCCAUCAUUGCCUCCCUAAGCCUCCAUAUCUUAGCAGUAUACACACUAAGGGGAAACCACAGCAAUGUGUACACUUAAGAAGGUCUGCUGUGUGAAGAUUAAUAUCUGUCUUUCUUUGACUCUAAAAGAGACAAAAACAAGAUUGGUUUUAGUUUGCUGUUUCAGACAUGAGUGGAUUUCCCCCUUUUCAUUAGUUAUAACUUUAUUGAAAAUUGAGUACUUUUGUCUUGUGUCAGUGAUGUGUUCUCUUGUGGUAUUUCUUCUACUGUAAGUUCUAACUGUAUAUAAAAUUCGUUCUUGGAGAUAAGGUGCUAGAGAUUAGAUUGUGUGUGUUUGUGGCUAGUGUCAUCAGUAAAAUGAGUGAUGUGUGUGUGUACAUGUAAAGUUAGUUAACAAAAUGCAUGCAGUAUCCUAUAUGUGACCCACAAUUUGGUCACUUUUUGAAGUAGAACAUAGUACAUUAAUUUACCUUUAAAAGUGUAUACUACAGGAUAUGUAACAUGGCUCCACAGUGGUAUUCGGGAAGAGGUGCCUUUCAUUCCUUACAUCCCUGGUACGUGACAAGCAAGAACUUAUUCUGGUACAGCUGGGAAUAGAUGUGAACUAAAUUAUCAUCUUGGCUGAAGUCCUCACCUGCAGUUCUCCACCCCACUGGCACUGGUAUGCCUGUUUUCUUCAAUACAUAGAUAGAUCUCAAAAUCAAAGAAGACAAGUCCUUUCCCCAUAAAAGGGUAAGAACCCCAGGGCAGGCUAUUGGAGUCCUGAUAGCAGGAGGAUUUUAAAAGAGUACUGCAGUUUCAAGACCUAAACAGGAACCAGUACCUGACUGGAAAGUUAAUCAGACUUACAUUUAGCUGAUCCAUAGUUGGUGAUCCCUGCCCUCCUAGAGAAGUGCCAAGACCCAGAAGAAGGCUGCUCUGUUUUGUUUUUGUUGUUUUCCUCUUUGGCUGUCUCAGAUGAGAUGCAGCAUUAAUAAAGAAACAGUGAGAAUUGGGGGGUGGGUGGGGGGAGGGCAGGGAUUGAAGCUCAGGUGUUUGAAGAGUUACAGUUGUAGAUUAAAUAUAUUUGCAGAAGAACUCAGAUUAUUUUAUUAUAUUUUGAAAACAAAAGUAUUACAAGAGGAUAUAUAUUUAUAUAUAUUCUCAUUAAAUCAUUUCUAAAACUGCCUUUAAUACCAAAUUUCACGUGCUAUUUUGAGACUGAGAACAAUAGGACGAGUGCACUCAGUCAAUAAGACAGUUCUCUUUAAUACUUUCCAUUUUAAAUCUAAAACUUUCCUUUUAAAACAAAAGAUUUGUAAUUUAAAAGUGCCUUUUCAAAGGAUUUUCAAAACUAUAGUCCUGGGGCCAUGUUCCCAUUGGCACAACUUACCUUCAGGUGCACAAAUGGGUCGGAAUUUAUUGUCCACCUGUCAGCGAGAAGAGAAAUCCCUCACACUCAAAUCAAAUUUAUGAAUUGAUACUGUUACAUGGGCAGGUCGUCCCAGAGACUCUGCCCAAAGUCACGGUUUCAUAUAUUGGUUGAUUUUAAGUGAAUGCAUUCUAAACUGGUUGUGAUACCUUUAGUGCCAGACAGGAACAACAGACUCCUGCUUGGGGAAUGAAGAGAGAUUAACAUUUGUGGUUUAAGUAUUAUUAAUAUUUUUCGUGUUUCUUAAAUAGGUGCUGUAAAUCUGUUCUUGGUACAUUCUUCUGAAAUAUGCUAAAUAAAGUCUCAUUUUAUGUGUGAA
Messenger RNA from Mus musculus (house mouse), 5410 nucleotides. It is a transcript of the gene Gpr101, whose product is annotated as G protein-coupled receptor 101. The transcript has 2 exons. Gene Ontology annotation, molecular function: G protein-coupled receptor activity. Gene Ontology annotation, biological process: G protein-coupled receptor signaling pathway. The record is from RefSeq and is marked validated. Gene Ontology annotation, cellular component: signaling receptor complex; plasma membrane; membrane. Lineage: Eukaryota; Metazoa; Chordata; Mammalia; Rodentia; Muridae. The coding region runs from base 290 to 1825 and encodes 511 amino acids.